Molecule: messenger RNA, 1134 nt
Organism: Brassica napus (rape)
Lineage: Eukaryota; Viridiplantae; Streptophyta; Magnoliopsida; Brassicales; Brassicaceae
Product: DEAD-box ATP-dependent RNA helicase 16-like
Exons: 3
Coding region: 478-714 (78 amino acids)
Source: RefSeq, a predicted model, not a curated record
UUAGAGGCAUAUCUUAGCAAUUAAACACUCAUAAUUAAAUGAAAAAUAGCCAAUAAGAAUAAGGACGCCUCUUAAUUAAGAAGUUUUCUAUGUUGUCCUUACGAGCCACCUGUCUCACAGGAGGGAGUUUUACCUUCUUCUCUCCACAUCUCUCUCGAGACAGAAAUUGAUCGAUUUUUUUCUUCACCAAUUGUAGAUCCCUCUGUUUCCCUCGUAGAUCUUCUCCUCUCUCUGUUUUCCUCGCUUGAGACCGGUGGUGUUCGAUUUGAAGGACUUUGGAGGUGUCGGCAAUGGGGUCACGGACUCACGGUUGACACCGAGGCGUUUGAGAGAGCGGUGGUGGAGAUUUGCAGCGUAACGCAUUGGCUGGCUUGCCUGAGAUUCUUGUCACCACACCUGCUUGUAUUCCUAAGUGUUUUGCAGAUGGGGUUUUAGAUCCCGCAGCUAUCAGUGAAUCGCUUGAGAUUUUGGUUCUUGAUGAGUUCUGAUGUUGAGAAAUUGAAGAAAUUGAUUCUGCACAACCCGGUAGUCUUGACCUUGCAAGAAGGUUCUGACAAGGAAGAGCCCGUCCCAAGUAAUGUGCAGCAGUUUUGGAUUUCUUGCAGUACUCAGGAUAAACUACUACACAUUCUUGCUCUCCUGAAGCUAGAGGUUGUUCAGAAGAAAGUUCUGAUAUUCAUCAAUACUAUUGACAUGGGUUUCAACGGCCAUUGACACCGGUGAAAAGUGUAAGCUACUGUCAUUGAUUCUCGUUCUUGUGCUUGCUUCUUGUUAUUGAUUCAUGUUGUUGUUUGUUUCAGGAUUGGACUCUCUUGCAACACACAGGUAUUGAGAGCAUCCGUGUCACGUACUCACGGAUUUCUUCUUAUUUCACCAAACGUUCCAUGUUAAGUUCUUUCUUCUUUCUUCUAUCUCAAGUUUUUUAUCUAAACACAAGAUCAAACGAUUCAAAUUAUUUAUCUAAACACAAGUUCUAGCUCAAACUCUUUCUUCCAUCUCAAGUCUUAUAAAACAAGAAAAAUCCUACCAAUAAUCUUUAAUUUAUGGAUUGUCCUUAGCUUUGUCUUUUAAUAUAAAAGUAAUAAUAAAAUAUGUUAAGGACUUAAAAAUUGUCCUACCAAUAAUGUUGCCCUU